Schistosoma turkestanicum is the source of this 1819-nucleotide messenger RNA. NCBI's taxonomy places the organism in Eukaryota, Metazoa, Platyhelminthes, Trematoda, Strigeidida, Schistosomatidae. The record is from the annotation of a GenBank genome assembly.
AGGUGAACAACUUUUCAGCUCUAAAUUUGGCCGCCGCAGAUGAAGAUAGUUCAAUCUCAGUUGCUAUGGUUUCGUUUGGUUAAAAUUUCUUCGUAGAUCUUAGGAAUAUUUUCAGAAAACUUUGGCGAUUUUAACCUUUCACUUUUCUCUUAAAUGCAUUCUUUUAUAUGGAACGAAAAGUUCUGGCUCCCACCUAACAAGACAUGGGAGUUAAUGAAAGAAAUAAACUCAGAUGGUAUAUCACCUACACUAACAAAAUCUUUGGACUGCUUUUAUGUGGUUGCUUUACUAACAGCCAUUCGUUAUUAUUUAAAAGAGUUUGUUUUUAUUCCUCAUGGUCUGUCACUGGGUUUGCGCUUUCCUAAAAUAUCACAUGUUCCUGAUAUACCUGUCUUAGAGAGGGUUUUUAGAAAAACUCAUAAACCGACACAUGCGCAAAUAAAAGAACUUUCGAAAACUCUUAGUUUAGGCGACCGAUCGAUUGAAGUGUGGUUCCGAAAAAGACGUAAUCGAGAAAAGUCUUCAACCAUUGUGAAGUUCGUGGAGUCCGAAUGGAAGUUAUGUUACUAUACUACCAUGUUUUUGUAUGGAUUAUUUGUAUUGCACGAUAAGUCUUACUUCUGGGAUGUGAAAGACACAAUGUUGAAUUAUCCAUUUCACGUCUUGACUCCGGAAAUCCAUUGGUAUUAUAUGAUACAACUUGGAUACUACACAGCUUCAUUAUUAUGGAUUUUUUAUGAGGUUAAACGAUCGGAUUUCAAAGUUCUCCUUAUGCAUCAUAUUUCAACGGUUUUGUUGUUAACAUUUUCCUAUGUUACAAAUUAUCAUCGAGUUGGUGCUGUUGUUCUCAUACUUCAUGAUAUUGCCGACUGUUGGAUGGAAGCAGCUAAAGUUUGCAAAUAUGUCAAUAAACACGUCACCGCUGAAAUUUUAUUUUCUAUUUUUGUACCCAUUUGGAUUGUGACACGACUGACUUAUUUUCCACUAUGGGUAAUUUGGGCAAUUAUUAAAUUUAACGUCUUUGUAAAUGGUCCAUAUCCAGCUGUUUCUAUAAUGCUUGGAUUUUUAUUAGUUUUACAAAUUUUACAUAUCUAUUGGUUUUGUUUAAUUGUAAAAAUUGCUAUACAAGUAAAAUCAAAAGGACAUCUUGUCAAAGAUUGUCGUAGUGAAAGUGAACUCUCCGAUGAAUCCAAUCAUCUAAUGAAAUCAGAUUCAAUGCAAGAACAACAUUGUCACAAUCAUAUUCAUCAUGCCAAUCAUACUGUGAUGAAAAGUAAUGAUAAUAAUAAUAAUAAUAAUAGUGUUAACACAAAUGGUGAUAUGUAUAACAAUGAAAACAAUUCAAAACAUGUAUAUCAACGUUACAAACAUUGUAUGCAAUCGGAUAAAGGAUUAAAUUGAAAAUGUGUUGUUUCCUUUUCUGUAUGUGUGCGUGUGUGUGUGUGUGUGUGUGUGUUUUUCCGACAUUCUCUUGUUAAUUAAUUAGCCAAGAAAAAAACUGUUUGAGAAAAAAACACUUGUCUUGUUUUUUUUUUAAUCAGUUUCUUGUUGUAGUUUUGCACAUAAAAUUGUUUGAUAUAAUAUUUUCACACUUGUUGUUGACAAUCAAUUUGUUGUACAUGAGAUGGAAUGAAUGAAUAUACACAGGAACAAUUAUUAUCUCCAUCUUACUUAUAUGAUGCUAGUUAUAUUUUUACUCUGAAUUAUCUAUUCUCUGUCAAUUGAUUUUUGUUUUUUUUUGAUAACUAUAACUAUAGUCUUUCGUAUAUACUUUGUGUGAUCAUUGAUUUGUAAAAUAUAAUUUGCUCGAUUGUUUUGA